AACGGCAAUGAAGGGAUGGAAAUGGACUGCAGCGGGUGCGGGGAGAGCAUAAGGGAGCGAACAGUCCUCUGCGUUGGGAGUAACAGUUGGCAUUCGCGGUGUCUAAAAUGCUCCACGUGUGCUAGACCCCUGGACGAUCAGCAGUCGUGCUUUCUCAGGGAGAUGCGACUGUACUGCAGGACAGACUAUGCACUAACCUUCGGAGCAAAAUGUUCGAAAUGCGAUAGAAGUAUAGGCGCCGGGGACUGGGUGAGACGCGCGAAAGAUCGUGUGUAUCACUUAGCAUGUUUCGCCUGUGAUGCCUGUUCUCGUCAACUAUCGACGGGCGAGCAAUUUGCUUUAUUGGAGUCAAGAUUAUUAUGUAAGAUUCAUUACCUCGAUGUUGUGGAGGGAAACAACACUUCAUCGUCCGAAGACUGUGAUUCCGAGAACGGAGGUAAGAGUAGUAAAACGAAAAGAGUCAGAACGACGUUCACGGAGGAGCAGCUAUCGGUACUGCAGGCUAAUUUCCAGUUGGAUAGUAAUCCAGAUGGGCAAGAUUUGGAGAGAAUAGCACAUGUGACGGGAUUGAGCAAGCGAGUCACGCAAGUUUGGUUCCAGAACUCGAGAGCGAGGCAGAAAAAGCACAGUGGGAAGAUCAAAUCAGUACACCACUCCCCACUGCAACAUCACCCUGGCGACCUCUAUCCCGGUAACAUGGUGAGCGGUUACUUCGGCGGCUACCAAGGUGGUAGUGCUGGCAGUGAGAGCCCAGGGAGUCCAAUGACUCCACUGACACCUCUAACCCCGAUAACCCCUACGACGCCAACCCACCUCCAGCAGCCCCAGUUCUGCCACCAAGGGGGAUAA
Messenger RNA from Diachasma alloeum, 849 nucleotides. Its product is annotated as LIM/homeobox protein Awh. Gene Ontology annotation, molecular function: RNA polymerase II transcription regulatory region sequence-specific DNA binding; DNA-binding transcription factor activity, RNA polymerase II-specific. Gene Ontology annotation, cellular component: nucleus. Gene Ontology annotation, biological process: neuron differentiation; regulation of transcription by RNA polymerase II. The record is from RefSeq and is a predicted model, not a curated record. The coding region runs from base 16 to 849 and encodes 277 amino acids. Lineage: Eukaryota; Metazoa; Arthropoda; Insecta; Hymenoptera; Braconidae. The transcript is spliced from 3 exons.